Molecule: messenger RNA, 8789 nt
Organism: Delphinapterus leucas (beluga whale)
Lineage: Eukaryota; Metazoa; Chordata; Mammalia; Artiodactyla; Monodontidae
Source: RefSeq, a predicted model, not a curated record
CGGCAUGUGGGAUCCUCCCAGACCGGGGCACGAUCCCGCGUCCCCUGCAUUGGCAGGCGGACUGUCAACCACUGCGCCACCAGGGAAGCCCUGAAUGUCACUUUUGUCACAUACCUAAAUCAGUAUUGUCUGUUGUUUUACUUGCUUUGAUUAUAUUGUUUUUUAUAUUAACUUUUAAUAUCUAAUAGUGCAUAGUAAUUGCUGAUAUUUAUUGGAUGCUUUUUGUAUUCCAGGGAAGUGUUGAGUAUUUUGUAAGCAUCAUCUCAUUUCAUUUUCGUAACUCUAUGAGGUACGCACUUUCAUUCUCAUUUUUGAAACUAAAGCUAAAAAUAACUUAUUCAUUUUCUCAUAGCCAAAAAGUAGCAGAGCUGCAAUUCAAAUCUUCAGUAGUGUCACUCCAUAUCUCAUGUUUUUUUCUCAUAGUUUACCAUGACUAAUAACCUAUCACAGGUUUUGUUAAACUUCAUGUUCUCCACAGCACUGGUUCUCAAAGUAUGGUUCCUGGAACAGUAGCAUUAGCAUCACCUGGGUACUAGUUAGAAAUGCAGAUUCUUGGGCCCUGCUAUGAUCUUAAUGUUUGUUCCCCCCAAAUUCAUAUGUUGAAAUUCUAAUACCCAAAAGUAUGGUAUUAGAAGAUGGGGCCUUUGGGGGAUGAUUAGGUCAUGAAAGUAGAACCCUGAUGAAUGGGAUUAGCGCUCUUAUAAAAGAUACCCCACAAAGCUUCAUAGCCCCUUCCACCAUGUGAAGACACAGCUAGAAGGUGCUGGCUAUGAACCAGGAAGAGAGCCUUCAUCGAAACGUGAUCAUGGACUUGAUCUUGGACUUCCUAGCUUCCAGAGCUGUGAGCAAUAAAUUUCUGUUGUUUAUAAGCUACCCAGUCUGUGGUAUUUUGUUAGAGCAACCCGAAUAGUCUGAGACAGGCCCUACCCUAGACCUACUGAAUCAGAAACGGUGGGAGUGUGGGGAUUUUUAACUGUAUUUAAACAAACCCUCCAGGUGAUUCGAAUGCACGCUCAAGCUUGAGAACCACGGUCCUGUGGUGUCUAGCUCAGGGAACUACACCUUGGAGUUCACUGGAGAUGUUUAUGUGAUGACUGACCAUGUGGACAUUAUCUUUCCAGGGAGCCCCUGGGUCAGAUCUUCCUCCAGAUUCCACCUCACCUCUUCUUAGCAUCUCUGCUUGAGUUUACAGAUGUCCACCAAACUUUAGGCUCCUGAGAGAAUAAAGGCUGAGACCCAGCAUGACCAUGCCAGCUAAUUGGACCUCUCACCAGAAAUCCCUGGGCCUGGCUCCAGAGGAACAUGGCAGCUCAUGUGAGGAAUGUGCCCUUACAGGGAUCAGUGUCCUUCAGGGAUGUGGCUGUAGAUUUCAGCAGAGAGGAGUGGCAGCAGCUAGACCUUGAUCAGAAAAACCUGUACCGGGAUGUGAUGCUGGAGACCUAUAGCCACCUGCUCUCAGUAGGGUAUCAAGUUCCUGAAACAGAGGUUUUCAUGUUGGAGCAAGGAAAGGAGCCAUGGGCACUGCAGGGUGAGAGCCCACAUCAGAGCUGUCCAGAAGGAUUGUGGCAGAUUGAUGACCAGAUAGAGAGCUAUCAACAAAGAGAAAACAAAUCUUUAAGAGAUGUUGCUUUCAUCAAGAAAAUAUUGACUAUAAAGAGGGAUUAUGAAUAUAAAGACAGAAAAAUAAUUCAUGUGAGCCAAAACAUUCCUUCCCCAAAGAGACCUCAUCAGUGUGACUUAUAUGGAAGUGCUUUAAGCCAUAAUUUAGAUUUACACGGUCAUAAUAGAAACAGUGGAUCAAAGAACAUUAAUAAGAUUACUGAAUAUGGUAAAAUUUCUUCCUGUACUAAACAUGAGUGUACUCCAACAGGAGAGAAAUUAUGGGGCCAUAAUCAGUGUGGAAAAAUCCUCAGCUAUAAACAAGUACCCUGUCAACAUCAGAAAAGUCAUACUGGGGCAAAAUCUUAUGAAUGUGCUGAAUUUGGAAAUAUCUUCACCCAGAAGUCACAACUCAAGGUACAUCUGAAAGUGCAUACAGGAGAAAAACUGUAUGUAUGUAUUGACUGUGGGAAGGCUUUUGUACAGAAGCCAGAAUUCAUUACACAUCAGAGAACUCAUACUAGAGAGAAGCCCUAUAAGUGCAGUGAAUGUGGGAAAGCCUUUUUCCAAGUAUCUUCUCUUUUCAGGCAUCAGAGAAUUCAUACUGGAGAAAAACUCUAUGAAUGCAGUGAAUGUGGGAAAGGCUUCUCUUAUAACUCAGAUCUUAGUAUACAUCAGAAAAUUCAUACUGGAGAGAGACACCAUGAGUGCAGUGAUUGUGGCAAAGCAUUCACGCAGAAGUCCACACUCAAGAUGCAUCAGAAAAUUCAUACAGGCGAGAGAUCCUAUAUAUGUAUUGAAUGUGGACAGGCCUUCAUCCAGAAGACACACUUGAUUGCGCAUCGAAGAAUUCAUACUGGAGAAAAACCAUAUGAAUGCAGUAACUGUGGGAAGUCCUUCAUUUCCAAGUCACAACUGCAGGUACAUCAACGAACUCACACAAGAACGAAACCGUCUAUAUGCAACGAAUAUGGGAAGGUUUUCAACAAUAGUUCCAACCUCAAUACACAUAAGAAAGUACAAAUGAGAGAGAAAUCUUCCAUAUGUACUGAAUGUGGUAAGGCCUUUACGUACAGGUCAGAGUUGAUUAUACAUCAGAGAAUUCACACUGGAGAGAAACCUUAUGAAUGCAGUGAUUGUGGAAAAGCCUUCACUCAGAAGUCAGCACUCACAGUGCAUCAGAGAAUUCAUACAGGAGAAAAAUCAUAUAUAUGCAUGAAAUGUGGGCUAGCCUUCAUCCAGAAGGCACACUUGAUUGCCCAUCAAAUAAUUCAUACAGGAGAGAAACCUUAUAAAUGUGGUAAUUGUGGGAAAUCCUUUACUUCCAAGUCACAACUUCACGUGCAUAAACGAAUUCACACAGGAGAGAAACCUUAUAUGUGCACUAAAUGUGGGAAGGCAUUUACCAACAGGUCAAAUCUCAUUACACAUCAGAAAACUCAUACAGGAGAGAAAUCCUAUAUAUGUCCUAAAUGUGGCAAGGCCUUCACACAAAGGUCAGACUUGAUUACACAUCAGAGAAUUCAUACUGGGGAGAAACCUUAUGAAUGCAAUACCUGCGGAAAAGCCUUCACCCAGAAGUCACACCUCAAUAUACACCAGAAAAUUCACACUGGAGAGAGACAAUAUGAAUGCCAUGAAUGUGGGAAAGCCUUCAACCAGAAAUCAAUACUCAUUGUGCAUCAGAAAAUUCAUACAGGAGAGAAACCCUAUGUGUGCACUGAGUGUGGAAGAGCCUUCAUCCGGAAGUCAAACUUUAUUACUCAUCAGAGAAUUCAUACUGGGGAGAAACCUUAUGAAUGCAAUGAUUGUGGGAAAUCCUUCACCUCCAAGUCUCAGCUCCUGGUGCAUCGACCAAUUCACACAGGAGAAAAACCAUAUGUGUGUGCUAUAUGUGGGAAAGCCUUUAGUGGCAGGUCAAAUCUCAGUAAACAUCAGAAAACUCAUACCGGAGAAAAGCCCUACAUCUGUUCUGAAUGUGGGAAGACCUUCAGACAAAAGUCAGAACUGAUUAUACAUCAUAGGAUUCAUACUGGAGAGAAACCUUAUGAAUGCAGUGACUGUGGUAAAUCGUUCACUAAGAAAUCACAGCUCCAAGUGCAUCAACGAAUUCACACAGGAGAGAAGCCUUAUGUGUGUGCUGAGUGUGGGAAGGCCUUCACUGACAGAUCAAAUUUGAACAAACACCAGACAACGCACACUGGAGACAAACCCUAUAAGUGUGUAGUCUGUGGGAAAGGCUUCGUUCAGAAAUCGGUUCUCAGCGUGCAUCAGAGUAUUCACACUUGAGAGAAACAUUCUGAGAAAACCUCAGUGAGAUCAGAUUUUAUUUUACAUUAUGGAAUUCGUGCAACAGAAAAAUAUGCAUAUUAUCGUAACUAGAAAUGCUCCAUCAGAAUGUCAUACAUUACAGAAGAGGACCUCUGAAAGGACCCUGAAUGGGAGGACCCCUUCCCAUAUUGUCACCAGCCUCAGUAAACCUUGAGGCAUUCAUACUGAGAAGGAACUUUGUCAGUUUGGUACAUUAGAAGAAGCCUUCUCAUGAAAACUGUAAUGGAACACUGUUAGCAAAUUCUGCACUGGAAACAUUAUGUGAAGUCAUGUUAAUGAUAAUCCUGUUUACUGUGGAAUAGGUAAUAUGCCAACAAGUUGAAUGGUAGAACAGCAUAAUAUAUACGAUAACGAUAAACCCUAAGUUCUGUGAGAUGUUUGUUGCAGAACACAUUGCCUAACAGAAUUUUGUGUGUCAUUCUUCUGUUGAAUCAAACGUGGUCUGCGUAUCUAAUCCCCCAUUGCAUAUUUUUAUCAAGAAAGGGAUGCCACAAUAAAAAAAUUAUGUAUACAGAUAUAAACCUCAGAGUGUAUGUUGACUCCCCCAUUAUCCUCUAGCACCAUGAAUGGUACCCCCGCCUUAUUAGCCACCAGUAGAGUGUUUUCAACUUUCAUACAGCACAUUGUCUUCUGACCCCUAUAAUUGCAUUAUGACUGCCUAUUCGUGUUGACUACCAUUAUCUCCCAGACUUACUGACCCUUAAUUAGCCCCCAGUAUAGUGUCCUGUGAGCUCCCAUUACCUUCAGGAAAGCUUCUGAAGUAAGAAUGUUCAGGUCACCUCAGUCAACUCUUCACCUUGGUCUCCCUUUUGCUGUUACAGUUUUAUAGUGCUUCCAGCUCAUUUGCCUUCCUUAAUGACUUGACCUUUAUAAUGACAAUAAUGAAUCAAUAACUCAUUAAAACAAACCCCAACAUACCUUCACUGUCUUCUCUCUAUCCAUCUUCAUUCCAUGCACUCUUCAAGGACCUUCUCCCCCAUGUGCCUCAAACACAUCAGGUUAGGUCCUGCCUCAGGGCCUUUGCAUUUGCAGUGCCCUCUUCAAAGAGCACAGUUCCUCAUUAUAUCUGUGUGGUUUACUCCGUUGUGUCUUUCUUCCAAUGGCAUACCUUCACAGAGGCCUGCCCUGCCCUCCCCUGCCUGCCUGGCUUAAAAUUCCAUCAUCCUCCCCUUCCUCCUUUAUCCUCUCCAUAGCACUUAUUACCAUGAUGCCCUGUAUAUUUCACUUAUUUGUCUAUGGUUCCCACUCUAGAAUGUUUUUCCCCAUUUUGUUCACCGUUGUGAGCCUAGACCCAUGCCUGACAUACAACAGUCCUUCUAUGAGUGCACGUUGUGGAGUGUUGACCGUGCUCAUCCCAUGACUUCCCUUUGAUCCUUUCUGUAUUGCAGCAUAAGAUGCUCCGAUGGGGAGAACCAACUUGUCUAAAACACACAAGGCUUUUUCACCCCCAGUCUUUACCUGGGCUGUGCCUCCUUCCUGUUCUAAAAGUUGUAACAUCAUUGUAAACCUUUUGCUCUGAUGCCAGCCCAUUUAAAGAAGGGACUGAGGCACAGGAAAUCACUCCCACAUAGAUGGGACUUGAUGCUUGAUGUUUCAGGAUUCUCUUCAAUGAUUCUGAAAUACCACAGUCAGCUCCAAAGUGAUCACAAAAGAGCCCACUCACACUGCCCGAGCAUGCACAGUCCUGCCUUACCCCAAUUGCACCUUGAUGGGGCCUUGUCUACCCCAUAACCUGACCUACAGACCUGCUUAUCAUGCCCUGACAGGUAUGCCCAAAGCUAAUAAUAUGGAGAGGCCAAGAGCAGAGAAGGGUUGACCUUCCUUAGAAGUUAGGUGUGCAACCUAAGACUGGGGCAGCAGUGGUCUCACAGAUGCAUGCAGAGGGUCUGAUUGAAAGCUCAGCUGCUGGGUGGCCAAAUGAACCAGCAAAAUGGUUCCUUCAAGUCAGUCCAUUGGCAAUGCUGAGAGUGGGAAACAGUUGGGUUGUAUAGAAAUGUUCUCACCUUUGUGAAUAGCAGCAUGAGGGUUGAGAAUGGGGACAGAACCUGGUUAAGGGGACAGGUCUAAGGAUUUUCCUGUAAUCCUCUCACCCAAAUUGGGCAGUGAUUAGAUACCCCAUUACCACACGUUAGAUCCAUGUCUAAUCCAUCAUUAGCUCCCCUUUAUCUCACCCCUUCACAGUAUCUGAUGAGCCACUGUACAUCCUUCUCUAUGUUAGAACAGUAUCUGGUGACCCACUACUCCCUUUUAACUCAUUCAGCACUAUUUCUGGGGCUUCACUCAAUGUUUUACGACCCACCAUUUUCCCCCAACUUAGGACAGUGUUUGCUGAUCCCGCAGGAGAGUGUCUGGAGAUCUCUCCAUUACCCCCUUCUUAACCUACCCCAGCACAAUGUCUGGACACCCUCCAUUAUCCCCCUUUGACUUUACUCCAUCACUGUGUUUGUCACCUCUUAUUACAGGAAAUAGUGUCUGGAGAUCUUCUCAUUACUUCUUCCAGUUACCUCCAGCAUAAUGUGUAUUACUUCACCACAUUUGUGAAGCAGUCUGGUAACCUCCAUACUCCCCAUUUAUUCCCACUUUCACCAAAAAGUAACUGAUGACCGCUUAUUACAAUCCUCAGAGUAGGAAACCAUGGUAUACCCCACCUAAUCCAACUUUUAACAUUAUCUCCUGAUUCUUUCAUUACACCUCUAUCAGGAUGGCUUGUGUUUCCUUCCAUUUGUUGUCCAUCACAAUGAUGGUGACCAGUUAUCUUCCAUUACUCCACCUAACAGUGUUUGUAACCAUCCCCAACACAGUAUGUGGUGAUGCCCCCUAUACUCUCUGAACACUGGUGUGUACCAUUAACCUGCUUCCCUCUCCCCAGAUGAGGGCAAUGACUGAUAAGGCACCAUAAACGUCACAUUAGCCAUCUCUGUAGGACCCCCAUUAACAACUGGCACAAAGUCUCUUGGUGCCCAUUACCCACUAAUACAGUAUCUGUGACUCUUCCAUUAAAUCCUGGUAAUAUCUGCUAUUUCCCUAUUGGCCCUCAGUAACACAGUGUCUACUGAUUCCCCGUUGCCCACAUUGCUUCAUGAAGCCACUUAGUGUGGCUACUGCAAGUCCCCCAGUAUUGCUUCUCCAAGUCCCCACUGUUUGCCUGGACAGGAAUCCUGGGGGAUGGAGAAGGGAUGAGGAUCAGGUCCUAGCCUCAUAGACACCCUCCAGGGAAUUGUUGUUCUGGAGUAGGCUGGGGAGGAUCUGGGAGACCCAGGAGAUCACAAACAGCUUCCCAUUUACUACAUGAGGAAUGAAACAAGCAGAAUAGUGAAAGCUGUCAACGUGGAUUAAUAUCCAGGUGCCAACCCUGAUGCCCAGUAACCUCCCCCGAGCCUCAGUUGCCUCACCUGUAAAAUAGAGUUAUGGAGGAUGAAGUGACUUAAUAUGGGUCACUUGAGGGGAGUAGGGCUAGUGGAGACCAAUGAGAGGGUCCCUGUUGUUAAUGAUAUUACUAGUUAUAAGUUGACACAAGAUCAACCUCUGUAUGGCUGUACCAAAACCUCACAGAGGGAAAUGUAUGUUAUUUUAUUGUAAAUUACUUUCAAUUAUUUCUCCUUUAUAUUUACUGUAACAUAAUAUUAUAGUACUGAGAUAUUUUUAAAGUCAGCUUUAUUGAGGUAUAAUUUACACACAGUAAUAGUCACCCUUAAAAGUGUACAGUUCUGACAAAUGUGUACAAUCAUGUGAUCAACAUCACAACCAAGAGUUCCUUCACUCCCCUAAAUUCCCUCCUAUCCCUUUUUAAUCAAUCUCUCUAUCCACUCCCAACCCGUCGAAAUCAUUGAUCCGUUUCCUGUUUCUAUAGUUUUUUCUUUUUCACAUGUCAUAUAAAUGUGUGUGUAUCCAUAUAUAUGUAAAAAUGUGUCUCCUUUGGAGUCUGACUUCUUUCAUUUAGUGUAUUUGAGAUUCAUCCAUAUGGUUGUAUGAGAUACAAAUGGAAAUAUGCUGAUGAAAAGACAUUCAACAUCAUUAGUCAUCAGGAAAAUGCAAAUUAAAACCAUAAUGACAUACCACUACACACUUAUCAGAAUGGCAAUAAAUAACAGUACAAAAGUUGGCAAGGAUGUAAAGCAAUAGACACUUGCAUGCAUUGCUGAUGGGAAUGUUAUACAAUGGUAUCUCCACUCUGGGCAAAAGUUUCACAAGUUCUUAUAAAGUUAACUAUAUACUUAUCCUAUGACCCAGCAAUCCCACUCCUAGGUAUUUAUCCUAGAGAAAUGAGAAAUUAUAUACUCGAAUGUUCACAGAAACCGCAUUCAUAAUCACCAAAAGAUUAGAAACAACCCAAAUGUCCAUCAGUGGGUGAAUAAACACAAUGUAGUACAUCUGUACAAUGGAAUACUACUCAGCCAUAAAAAGGCUGAUUUAUGACACCAGAGAAAGGAAUGAUUCAUUGACACAAGUUACAACGUGGAUGAAUCUCAAAAGUAUGUUUUACCGUGUGAUAAUUUAAAUUAUGUUUGAUAAAAGACUUCUUAUUAGAAAUUAGAUUAUAAAUAUCUAUACAUAAUUAGAUUUGUACAUUAGUUAUAAUUUUAUACUGCAUAUCAUUAUAUACUAUAAUAAUGUAUAUUUGUAAUAUAGUACACUGUAAUACCAUUUAUUGUAUAUUCCUUAUUACAAUAAAAAUGUUUAUUUUAUAUGAAUGUAAUAUGUACUGUAUGAUUAUAUAUUGGAGUAUGUAAUUUUUUUCUAUUUUGUAUAUCAAUUUUUCACAUAAAGUUUCAGUUAUUUGUAUUUUUACAUGUUUACAUUUAAUGUUUAUAGUGUAAAGUUAAAGCUAUAAUAAAAGAGGCCAUAGGGUCUGAAGAACC